Messenger RNA from Penicillium macrosclerotiorum, 1494 nucleotides. It is a transcript of the gene bfr1, whose product is annotated as putative nuclear segregation protein (Bfr1). NCBI's taxonomy places the organism in Eukaryota, Fungi, Ascomycota, Eurotiomycetes, Eurotiales, Aspergillaceae. The transcript has 3 exons. The record is from RefSeq and is a predicted model, not a curated record. Gene Ontology annotation, biological process: intracellular mRNA localization. Bases 1 to 1494 code for a protein of 497 amino acids. Gene Ontology annotation, cellular component: endoplasmic reticulum; ribonucleoprotein complex; nuclear outer membrane-endoplasmic reticulum membrane network. Gene Ontology annotation, molecular function: mRNA binding.
AUGGCCGCUCCUGCUUCUGUUGCGGAGCCCCGGGUUAAGCCCACCAAGCCCGAUGAGGAGGCCUACAAGGCCAGUCUCGCCCAGGCCGAGGAGGAGCACACCGCGGCCCAAAAGAAGUUGAAUGAAAUCAAGGCCAAGUUGGACAACGCUAAGCCUAGCAAUGAGGACUCGCCGAUAGUCCAGAAGCAGAAGGAACUCCGCGCUGAACUCUCCGCCAUCCGCGCCAAACAGUCGGGCUUCAAGUCUUCCCGGUCUAGCACUCAAGAGAAGAUCAACGCUCUGGAUGCAACCCUGAAGUCCCGCAUUGCGGAACAGAACAAUUCGCGCGGUAAGAUGUCGUUCAAGAAUGUCGAGGAGAUCGACCGUGAGAUCGCUCGCCUUGAAAGCCAGGUUGACUCCGGCACCCUGCGAUUGGUGGAUGAACGCAAGGCUCUCUCGGAUGUUUCCAACCUGCGCAAGCAGCGCAAGGGCUUUGCUGGUCUCGACGAGGCUCAGAAGGGAAUUGAUGAGCUGAAGGCGCAGAUUUCCGAACUCCGCAAGACCCUGGACAACCCUGAGGCCAAAGCCCUGAGCGACAAGUACGCCGAGAUCCAACAGGAGCUGGACGCCAUCAAGGCCGAACAGGACAGCGUCUUCAAGAACCUGAACGCUCUGCGUGACGAGCGCACCAAGCUUCGCAAUGACCAGCAGCAGAAGUAUACCGCCAUCCGGACAAUCAAGGACGACUACUUCAAGGCCCGCCGCGCCUACAAGGAGCAUGAGGAUGAGAUGUGGCGCCUCCGCCGUGACCGCCAGAAGGCCGAGCGUGAGGCCUUUGAGCGUGAGAAGCGUAAGAAGGUGGCUGACAAGAAGCUGGAGGAGGCUUCUCGUCUUGCCUACACGGACGAGAUCCUGACCGCUCAGGGUCUGAUCCGCCACUUCGACCCUGCCUACGACUUCGCUACUCUCGGUCUGGAUGAUAAGAAGGAUGAGGCCAGCAACUUCCGCGCCGGCGUUGGCCGUACCGUUGACGACUCGGGCCUGAAGGGCAUGAAGGUCAUCCGCAAGGAGGACCGCGAUGACGACUACUUUGCCGGCACUGGUGGCAAGAAGGGUAAGAAGGGCAAGAAAGGUGGUGCCGCUUCGGAGGCCGGCAAGUUCAACAUGAAUGUUGGUAUCAUCGAGGACUUUGCCAAGGUGAAGAUCGACCCGCCCAUGAAUCAGUCCGAUGUGUCGGCCGCUGUGGAGAAGCUGGCUGCGAAGAUCACCGAGUGGAAGAAGAACCAGGCCAGCAAGACCGAAGAGAACAUUAAGAAGGCCAAGGAGGAGAUUGAACGCCUGGAGGAGGAGGAGGCAAAGGUUGCCCAGUCCAACGGCCGCAGCACCGAUGCUGCGAAGAAGCCCGCUCAGGCGAAUGGCGCCCCUACUGCCGAGGCCGAGCUGAAGCAGGAGAAUGACGCGGUGGCCGAUGCCGAGGAGGAGCUGCAAAAGGCCUCGCUGGAGGAGAAGGAGUAA